Messenger RNA from Trichobilharzia szidati, 845 nucleotides. The record is from the annotation of a GenBank genome assembly. Lineage: Eukaryota; Metazoa; Platyhelminthes; Trematoda; Strigeidida; Schistosomatidae.
CCUAUAUUGACCUUGUCUGGCGGGUUAAGUUAAAUUAAGUCCACGUCCAGAUGUUAGGAUAUAGCAACUCGUCGGAUUUCCAAAAAAUUGGCCUAGGUCUUCUUGCAUUUGGAGUUGGUUUUCUUUGUCUUGGAGUACUAUUCUUUUUCGAUGCCGCACUAUUGGCAUUAGGUAAUGUUCUUUUCCUUGCUGGCAUAGGGUGUCUUAUUGGGUUACAAAAAGCAUGCACAUUUUUCUUCCGCCGGACAAGUUUAAAAGGAGCCGCUUUUUUCUUCGGGGGAAUAGCUGUCGUUCUGUUUGGGUUUCCCUUCAUCGGAAUGUUACUAGAAAUUUAUGGCAUGUUUAAUCUGUUUAGUAAAUUUAUCCCUGUGGCAAUCAAAUUCUUGUAUGGUGUUCCAGUGAUUGGUUGGAUAUUAUGGCUUCCGGGUAUUAAUGGUUUUGUACGCAGACUUAGCCAAUCUAAUUCAAUGGUUUAAAAAGUAAUUCCAAGAAGAUUACAACCUUUUGACAUGAUGAAUUGACGCCUGUAAUAAUUCGUUAGUGAGUAUGUCAAAUAUUAUGACUCCUGGACUUAGGUCUUUUUCUAUGUAUAUUGUUGAUAUAUAUAUAUAUAUAUAUAUAUAUAUAUAUACAUAUAUAUGCAUAAGCGAUGAAAUGUAAAUAUACGCAUAACUUGAACAAUUCACCUCCAUUCAUUCACUCACCUGUCCGUUUUCUUAUAUGAACUAACACAAAAGAUACUUUUUUUGGAUUUUAUGUCACUAUUAUUCAGCAAAGAAAUUGAACAUACACACACCUGUGUAAAACACACCAUUUUAUCUUUUGAAAAUUGUAUUGUUCGCUGU